AUGCUUUGUGGUUCCUUCUCGAGUUUCAGUUUGUCUCUUGAGGACGCACUUCAUCUUCUCCAACGUUUCUUUGACUCCUCAAACAAGAUUAAGCAGAUUCACUGCGUCCUCUUCACCAGCAACGCAUUAGUCGCUUCGAGAUGGAAGACGAUAUUCGUUUACAACACUCUCAUUCGAUCCUAUCUCACUACGGGACAGUACCAGACUUCUCUUGCUCUCUUCACUCACAUGCUUGCAAGCCAAGCUACUUUCGUUAGUGUGCUUUCUUCCUGCGCUAACUUGGAUCACGGAGGAGUUCGAUUGGGGAAGCAGAUUCAUGGAUAUGUUAUGACGAAAGAGAUCAUCAUCACUACUACUUUCGGUACUGCUUUGCUCGAUAUGUAUGGAAAAGCCGGUGACUUGGAGAUGGCAUUGACCACUUUUGAUCAGAUUCGUGAUAAAAAAGUUUGCGCUUGGAAUGCGAUAAUAUCAGCUCUUGCUUCCAAUGGUAAACCAAAAGAAGCGCUGGAGAUGUUUGAGGUGAUGAAAUCGAGGAAUGUGCAUCCGAAUGGGAUCACUUUACUUGCAGUACUCAUGGCUUGUGCUCGAUCUAAACUUGUGGACUUAGGUAUCCAGUUGUUCACUUCCAUGUGUCGCGAGUACAAGAUCACUCCAACAUCAGAGCAUUACGGCUGCAUGGUUGAUCUCAUUGGUAGAGCCGGAUUAUUGGUUGAUGCAGUUGAAUUCAUAAAGAACUUGCCAUUCGAGCCUGAUGCUUGCGUGCUCGGAGCUCUUUUGGGCGCUUGCAAGAUUCAUGAGGAUGUUGAAUUAGGGAAUAAAGUCGGCAAAAUGCUUAUUGGAUUGCAGCCACAACACUGUGGCCAGUAUGUGGCCUUAUCAACACUAAGUGCUUUGGAAAGCAAUUGGGCGGAAGCAGAAGAGAUAAGGAAAGUCAUGGUACAAGCUGGAAUUCGGAAAAUCCCUGCUUACAGCGUGCUCUCAGGGCUUGAGAAGUGA
This is a messenger RNA of Thlaspi arvense, 996 nucleotides long. The record is from the annotation of a GenBank genome assembly. NCBI's taxonomy places the organism in Eukaryota, Viridiplantae, Streptophyta, Magnoliopsida, Brassicales, Brassicaceae.